AUGUUGAAAAAAAAAUCCAUUGAUAGCCGUGUUGAUAACAUUUCGCAAAUUAUUGUAAAGGCAUCAAAAAGCAAUAAGCAAAUCUCACAUUACUCAAAAAUGGAUAAUGAUUUCAGAGAUGUUACUGAAACACCUUUUUCAGUCGGCCUAGAAUUACAUGUGCAUAAAGAAAAUCGUAAUAAGAAGCUGGUAAACUGCUUGGCAUAUCUUGGACUUUCUAUUUCCAAUGAUAGUGUUAUAAAGAUAAAAAAUGGUUUAGGAAACGCUUUUAUUGAAAACAUAUUAACAAAUCAAUGCACAUUUGUUCCUCCUAAUAUUCAAAUAGGAAUGCCAUUGCACUUUGCUAUUGAUAACAUUGACUUUAAGAAUGACACUGCUGACGGAAAAUCUGAAUUUCAUGGAACCAAAUGUGUUGCAUUUCAAAAUAAUUCAAAUGCUAAAGGAAAGAUGCUCAAAAUACAGCAUACAAGGUAUCUUACAUUUGCACAUGCAUCUAUCUUUAUAAUGCAUAGUUGUCCUAUACCAAAUUUACCCAAUGAAACCUUUCAAGGUUUUGAGUCUCCACGUUCGUGGGUCAAUCUUUCUUCAUUUUGUACCAUUAAUCAAGUUUAUGCUUUUUUUAAAUGUGAUUGACAAGGUGCUUUUAACUCCUUUCUUUCAGAUGCUCCUACAUCUACGGUAACACAGGGUCUACCGAUACAUGCAGUUACACCGACUGAUUGGAAUAACCUUUAUACUGCAUUAAAGUUUGUUCAGGUAAUUAACGUUGCUAUCACAGGGAGUAAAAAAACAAUUGUGACACUUGAUCUUCAACUCUAUAUGGUUGGGAACUAAACAAUAGAUCUUUUGACCCCAUAAUCUUUGCAAAAAAUCUAAUUCGAUUACCUGCCAGCACGAAUAGUACUUAUUGAGUACUGUCGUUGUAAAGUAGACUGUAGUAAUAAAAGGUGCACAUUUUUGAAAAAUAAACUUGUCUGUACUGAUAUGUGCAAGUGUAAAGGAUGUAAAAAUAAAAAUGUAGACAACCAAAAGGAAAACUAUGACUAUGAAUGUAGAGAUUUAUAAGACGCAAUUUAAUUUAUUCGUAUCAUUAAAUACCAGCUUGUAAGCAAGUUAAUUUUAACAUAUAUUUCUAAAAUUUAGAAGGUUUUUGAGUUUAAGAAAGAAA
This is a messenger RNA of Hydra vulgaris (swiftwater hydra), 1168 nucleotides long. RefSeq lists its product as uncharacterized. Lineage: Eukaryota; Metazoa; Cnidaria; Hydrozoa; Anthoathecata; Hydridae. The record is from RefSeq and is a predicted model, not a curated record.